AUUUUAUGGGCUUUUCAAAAUGCUGGCCAAUCCAUUUAGGCUCAACCAGGUCUUAACUCAAAGACAAUGAUUCCAGCAAGACAGAACUCUUUGAAAACGUUUUGGUGAUUGUGAUAGUUUCCAAAAAGUAAAUGUGUUCUCAUCAAUUAUCAUUUCUCUCCUGUUGGAAUUUGUUUUUUCUAUUCAGUGCUCUUUGAUAUUACACUAUUAAAUCAAAGGAGUGAAAACUGGUUGAACCUAAAUGGAUUUACUGUAAAAGCAAAAUUUGGUUUAAAUGUACCGGUUUCUGGUUUGCUGGUUACUUUGGUUACCACAUGAUACAAAAUUUGGUACAUGUAAACACAUAAGAAUUGUCAAAUGUUUCCGAUUUAAUUGGUUAUUUUGAUUAGAUCACUUUAUUUAUUCAUUAGUUUCAAGUAUGGCUGAUAGCAAUGAGCUUUCAGGAUUUACCAUUAUCAUGGUUGUCGCUGUUGGUAUUAUGGCUUUCAUACUUCUCUUCUUAUUUGCUAAAAGGCAAAUCAUGAGAUUUACUUUGAAAAAUCGCCGAGGACCUCAUUGUCCGAUUGGACUGGAUGCUCAUAGGAAUCUUAAAAAAGAGAUUGAUAGAAGAUUAGAAGCUGUUAAACAUAUCAAAUUUGAACCCAAACUGAUAAAUCCAUCACCUAAUCAAGUCAAUGUUUCUAAUGAAGAUAGUUCAAAAUACGAUCAUUUUUGGCGAAUGAAAGCUCUGGAUUCUCUAACGAUUCUUGAAGAAUGUAUUAUUCAAACCUGUAAUGAUACAAGCAAGAGACGUCCACCAGGACAAGAUUUAAGAUAUUAUUUAAUAAAAAUGUCCAAGGAUGGUCCACUGCUAAAUUGUGAAUCUAGAUUGAUUCACCAAUUCGUGGAUGCUUAUAUUCACGCAAGACAUGAACCUGUGCCACCAUUUACCAAAGAAGAUUUCGAUAACUACAUGGUAUUAUUAAAUCAACUUAAGAAUUAUAUUAUUGACGAACAUAAAAAGAGCUUGGGCGAUUCGUCCAAAAUUCACUCAGCCAAAGAUACUCAAGUUGCCAUUAAUGGUAAAACCAGGAUAAGAUUGAUUAAACAGGACCAAGAUGGUAAUGAAAUUGAGAGUGAAACUUCUGUUUGAUCGUUGAUUUUUCUUUCAUUGUAUUUUUUCAUAAUUUAUGUUAACAUAUCUAUUUUACUGUAAAUUGUUUUUAACUACUGACAAAUUUUACGUAUUGUUUUUAACGUAAAAUAAAGGCGCUAAAAAGUUAUCUCAUUUUAA
Messenger RNA from Tetranychus urticae (two-spotted spider mite), 1273 nucleotides. Its product is annotated as lipid transport auxiliary protein 1. The record is from RefSeq and is a predicted model, not a curated record. Lineage: Eukaryota; Metazoa; Arthropoda; Arachnida; Trombidiformes; Tetranychidae.